AUGGCUCCGUCUCUCACCAAGCACCAAGUCGCUUCCGCGCAGAUCGAAGGCGAAUAUGCCAUAAAAUCAGAGUCCACGACUCCCAAGCUCGAUACAUCCCAAUGGCCCCUUCUCCUCAAAAACUACGACAAACUCCUCGUUCGAUCUAGUCAUUUUACUCCAAUUCCUAAUGGAUGCAGCCCCUUGAAGCGCGACAUCACUAGCUACAUCAAGUCUGGUGUUAUUAACUUGGACAAACCUUCUAACCCGUCUUCACAUGAAGUCGUUGCGUGGUUGAGGCGCAUCUUACGGGUGGAGAAAACGGGACACAGCGGCACGCUUGAUCCCAAAGUGACUGGAUGUUUGAUUGUCUGCAUAGAUCGUGCAACGAGACUUGUCAAGUCGCAACAAGGCGCAGGGAAGGAGUAUGUUUGCGUAUUACGCCUCCAUGCACCCCUGCCCAAUCCCGCCACACUUCCUCGCUGCCUCCAGACAUUAACCGGUGCUCUAUUCCAACGACCCCCUCUCAUUUCUGCUGUAAAACGUCAACUCCGGAUCCGCACGAUACACGAAUCGAGGCUCAUCGAAUUCGACGAAAAACGCAACCUUGGUGUCUUCUGGGUCUCUUGUGAAGCUGGCACAUACAUCCGUACGCUAUGUGUGCAUCUUGGAUUAUUGACGGGAGUGGGUGGACAUAUGCAAGAACUCAGAAGAGUGCGAAGUGGUGCCAUGUCAGAGAAUGACGAAAUGGUAACGAUGCACGAUGUGCUGGAUGCCCAGUGGGUGUAUGAUAACACUCGUGAUGAAUCAUACCUCAGACGCGUCAUUCGCCCUCUCGAGUGCCUAUUAGUUGGUUACAAGCGGAUCGUAGUCAAAGACAGUGCCGUCAACGCUGUUUGCUAUGGCGCGAAGCUCAUGAUACCCGGCCUCCUACGAUAUGAAGCCGACAUAUCGGUGCACGAAGAAGUCGUGUUGAUGACCACAAAGGGCGAAGCAAUUGCGCUUGCUAUUGCCCAAAUGUCCACUGUCGAGCUUGCUACUUGCGAUCAUGGUGUCGUCGCGAAGGUGAAGCGUUGUAUCAUGGAACGUGAUACAUACCCUCGCCGAUGGGGUUUGGGUCCUGUUGCGCUGCAAAAGAAAAAAAUGGUCAAGGAAGGUAAACUUGGCAAGCAUGGCGAGAAGGUUGAGGGAGUCACGCCAAAGGAGUGGAGUCGCGACUACGUUGACUAUAAUCGUGAUGAAGUCCCAACCGCCGGACCAUCGACAACGGCAUCCGAGCCCCCAGUUACUGAGGCAUCGGUAGAAACUGCGAAUACGACUGAGGAAGCGAGCCCAGUUAAAAAGGAGAAAAAGCGCAAGCGCAAAUCUGACGUCGACGAGGGUUCUGUGGUGCCAGCUGCUGAGGAGGAUGAGGACGCUGCGGCGAAGGCUGAACGCAAACGUUUGAAGAAGGAGAAGAAAGCGAAAGAGGCUGCUGCUGCUGAAGGCGGCGACGAGAAACCCGAGGACGAGGAUGCGCGACGUGAACGAAAGCGCCUCAAAAAGGAAAAAAAGGCACGACAGUCGAUAGGUGGCGAGGAGUAG
Molecule: messenger RNA, 1563 nt
Organism: Pleurotus ostreatus (oyster mushroom)
Lineage: Eukaryota; Fungi; Basidiomycota; Agaricomycetes; Agaricales; Pleurotaceae
Gene: CBF5
Product: centromere/microtubule-binding protein cbf5
Exons: 6
Coding region: 1-1563 (520 amino acids)
Biological process (GO): mRNA pseudouridine synthesis; box H/ACA sno(s)RNA 3'-end processing; rRNA pseudouridine synthesis
Cellular component (GO): box H/ACA snoRNP complex
Molecular function (GO): RNA binding; pseudouridine synthase activity
Source: RefSeq, a predicted model, not a curated record